Messenger RNA from Pneumocystis carinii B80, 2331 nucleotides. RefSeq lists its product as hypothetical. The transcript is spliced from 15 exons. The record is from RefSeq and is a predicted model, not a curated record. Bases 1 to 2331 code for a protein of 776 amino acids. Lineage: Eukaryota; Fungi; Ascomycota; Pneumocystomycetes; Pneumocystales; Pneumocystaceae.
AUGGGUUUUUCAGAGACAGCGGUUCUUAGAAGUGAGCCCGAGAGUAAUCAAGAAAACCUCCCGGAUAUGUCUCUUGCUUUAAAAGAAAAUUUGUCAAGAGAUGCUCAUUAUAACAAUUUAGAUUCUAUAUUUUCAUCUUCUUUUUCAAGGAGUCUUGAUCCUACGAAAAAUCUUGCUUCUCGUUUUAGUUCAUGGAAAAUUUUGUUAAAAGAGCUUAUUAUUUACUUUAAGGCAGUUAUUAAUAUUGAAGAAGUUAAGGCAAAUGAGUUUAGGAAGUUGGGAAAUAUACUUAGUGUUCAUGCAGAUAAAAGCACUUUUCGAGAUGGUGGAAUUCAAGAUGUUGAAAAAGUCUUUUGUGAUUGGAAUCGGAAAUAUUCUACUCAUUUGUCUACAAUACCAAAUAGUGUAAACCAGGAAAUCAUUUCCAAGUUAGAGAAACUUAGAGCAAUGUUGACUCUACGUGUUAAAGAUAUUUUGAAAAUGUCUUCUCAGUUCCGCAAUAAUUUAGGUAAGGAAGCAGAUACCACUAAAAAGUUGAUGGAAGUUUAUAAACAAUCUUUGUUAAGAUGGGAAUCUACUCCUUAUCAAAUUACUUCUAGAACAGAUCCAUAUAUUAUUAAGCUUUCAUUGGAAAGACAAAUUACACAAACUCUUUUUGAAGAGAAUGCUUUACAUCAAGCUUAUUUAAAUAUAGAGAAUUAUUGUCGUAAUAUUGAAAAAUCUGUAAUAAAUACUGUUCGAGAAGUUUUUGGUGAAUAUAAGAAUAUUCUUCAAAGAGAAGUCACAUUUAUAUCUGAUUUUAAUAAAAACAUUGUUACUACAGAUGAUUCUAUUUCUCUUGAUAGGGGAUGGAAUAAUUUUCUUAGAGAAGAUUCUGAUUCUGUUAAUUUCCGCAAACUUAGGUAUUUUUGUGAUCUUUUAUAUGCUCAGAAUCAUCCCGCUGUUAAAGAGAUACGUAGCGGCAUUCUACAAAGGAGAAGUGGAUUUUUCAGAUCCUUCAGUAGCAGAUUUUAUGUACUUACUCCAUCUGGAUUUCUUCAUGAAUUCAAAUCGGACAAUUUUUCAUUCUAUCAAGCACCAAAAAUGUCCUUAUGUCUUCGUGAAUGUGAAAUUUGCGAACAUAGUUCUGCUGAUUCUCAGACAUAUAAAUUUUCUUUGAAAGGAUCUAAAAAGGGCAAUUCUGAUCGAAAUCAUAAAAUUGUUUUUAGAACAAAUACGUAUGACGACAUGAUUGACUGGUAUAAUAAUAUAAAGAAAUUCACGGGGCUAUUCAAUAUGCCUGAAAAUGAAUUUAGGGAUUAUAUUGUAGCCCUGCAAGUAGGGAAUUCAGCGGAUGAUCAAGCAAGAGAUGCUCCAAAUGAUGCAUCCGAUAAGAAAGAGGAGUUUUCAUUACCUUUGAAAGAUGGUUUUAAAGAUGAUAUUGAUAUUAUGACAUCAUUAUCUAGUGCUUUUUAUGAGACAUUGUCUUCGGAGCAUAAUGGACGAGUGGAUGAUGCAGCAAAUAAAGAAGAUAUAAAUAAGGAUCAUGUCGUGAAUGAAAAUGGUGAUUUAAACAAAGAUAAUUCUUCUGGUGAAAAGAAUGGGACGCUUGUUUGUUUGAACGGCGAUAUUACUUCUGGACAGGAGAAAUCUGAGAAGGAUCUGUCAGCUGAUACUUCUGCUUUAUUGGAUAAUUCUGGCACAUGUGCAAAUGUUUCUAUUGGCCUAAAAGACACGACAUUUAAGUCUUUAAGUCGUUCUUCAUAUUCAUCAACAAAUGAAUAUUCAUGUCCUAUGGAGAUUCAAAAUUCUUCUCUCGAUAACAAAUCGAAUUUAGGUGAAUCGGCAGUUGAUACUCAAAAGGAUUCUAAUCAAAAAGAUCAAUCUUGUUCUUUAUACCCAGUAGCUGAAUUUCAGGCAAAUAAUAAUCAAGAAUCAUGUUCAUUGCCAUCACUUGGUUUAUCUCAGUCGUCUUUAUUAGCAGCUACUCAAUCUAAAUUUAAGGAGGAUUUGGGACGGACUACUCUUUCUAAUUUGGAUACAAGUGAUGUUUCUGACAAUAAAUUGGAUUCAGAGCAAGUGCAAUCUCCGAAAAAUAUAGAAUUAGCGAAUAAAGAAGAUAACAUAUCUGAUGUUCCUUCUGAUAAAGCAUUAGAUGGUGCAGAAUCAUGUUCUCGGAAGUCUUUGGUGAAACCGGAAUAUCAAUCGCUUAGUGCUGUUUCCGGUUUGGAAGUUUUAGAGGAAUCUGAUCAUAAAGAAUUAAAAGAAAAUCAGAAAGUAUUAGAUGAUAAUGAUUAUUCAACCAAGGAAUUACAUAAAAGCGAUAAGGAUGGGCUUAGUAAAAACGUAUAG